Molecule: messenger RNA, 558 nt
Organism: Penicillium waksmanii
Lineage: Eukaryota; Fungi; Ascomycota; Eurotiomycetes; Eurotiales; Aspergillaceae
Exons: 2
Coding region: 1-558 (185 amino acids)
Biological process (GO): cholesterol homeostasis; positive regulation of MAPK cascade; regulation of receptor recycling
Cellular component (GO): membrane raft; Ragulator complex; late endosome membrane
Source: RefSeq, a predicted model, not a curated record
AUGUUCAAUGCGCAUUACCUCGGUCUAAUGCGCGAUACAUGGAACGCCCUCAAGAAAGAAAAUCGUUCUAACGUUCCCUAUCUACAGCCGGAGUCUUCACGUCUAUUAGACGAUGACCCUUAUCAAGCGGGUUAUGGCUAUGGGGCCCUCAAUCACGCCCAACAAGCAAACCAGCCGGAUCCGGAGUACAGUAAGCUGGCCUAUUUGAAGGAACAGCCUAUCCAAUGGCUCGUCUUUGGGAAUAUUGAAGAACGUAUGUCGCUAAUACUUCCGGUCUCCAGCUCCGUCAUCGAUAUCUGGUCGCUCCAGCCACAACCCCAUCUCCAACCCCAAGCGACUCUUCACACCUCAGCCUCAGCGUCGCCUUCUCCUAACCCGGAUGAAUCGCAUCUUACAGUUACCUCGGAUCAUGGUUCCCACACAAGUCGCCCAACAUCCGAGGGCACCGUCCCCAAGCACUGGGGCGAAGUCGUCGUCAACCCCAAGCGAUCCCGAUCGGAUAUCAAAGCUGAGGCGAAUGGGGCCCGAGAUGUCUUCGGGGUCUUGAAGGUCAACUAA